This is a messenger RNA of Orycteropus afer afer, 879 nucleotides long. It is a transcript of the gene CLEC4G, whose product is annotated as C-type lectin domain family 4 member G. Gene Ontology annotation, biological process: biological process involved in interspecies interaction between organisms; immune response. The record is from RefSeq and is a predicted model, not a curated record. The transcript has 9 exons. Lineage: Eukaryota; Metazoa; Chordata; Mammalia; Tubulidentata; Orycteropodidae. Gene Ontology annotation, cellular component: external side of plasma membrane. Gene Ontology annotation, molecular function: carbohydrate binding. The coding region runs from base 1 to 879 and encodes 292 amino acids.
AUGGACAACUCUGGGUACAACAAGUUGGGUAGCUGUCCCAAAGAGGUCCCUGGAGGGCACUGGGGACCCUGGGAGCUCUGGAGUCGGAAGUCCCUCUUAGUGGCACUUGCCGUCGUAGUUGGCACAGUUUUAUGGGCACUCAUUCUGAGCAUCCUAUUAUCCAAAGCCUCCAAGGAGCGCGAGGAGCUACUCGGCCACCAGGACCUGCUGAGGACAAACGCCUCGAGGCAGGCGGAGGAGCUGGGCGUUCUGCAGAAAAACCUCGGAGCCUGCACGACCUGCUGCUCUGAGACAAAGGCGCAGCUGAAGACCACGCGGGCGGAGCUUGGGGAGGCGCGGAAGAAGCUGCUAGAGCAGGGGAGCGCCCUGAAUGACCUGCGCGAGCGCGUGACCAAGGACGUGUCCCAGGCGGGCAGGGACCGCGAGGACGUCCGCAGUGAGCUGCUCCGGGCGCUGGAGGCCGCCGAUCUGGGCAACAACUCCUGCGAGCCGUGCCCCAAGUCGUGGGUGCUCUUCCAGGGCUCCUGCUACCUUUUCUCGCAGCAGCAGAACUACUGGGGCCAGGCGCAGAAGAGCUGCGCUGACGCAGGCGCGCACCUGGUGAUGGUGGACAGCUGGGAGGAACAGACGUUCCUGAGUCAGAACACGAGUGGGCUUGGCUUCUGGCUGGGUCUGAAGGCGGAACGACUCCAGGGCAAGAUCCAGGGCUACCAGUGGAUGGACGGCGUCCACCGCACCUUCAGCCACUGGAACGAGGGUGAGCCCAAUGACUCCCGCGGUGUGGAAAACUGCGUUAUGAUGCUGCACACGGGGCUGUGGAACGACGCACCUUGCAACUUAAGGGACAACUGGAUCUGCGAAAAGAAACACGGAUGCUGA